GGCACCAUGGUGUGAGGGGCCGCCGGAUCGCUGGCGUGUUCGGCAGGCGCAAGGAGCCUUCCCGUUUGAUGGCAGCCGGGGCAAAUUGCGCCGAAGGAGAGAGGAGGAUGAAGGGCCGACGGCUGGCGUGGCUUUAAAAGGCUGCAGAAGGGGGUUUCCCCCGGAUCCCUUGUCCUGCUCGCUCCCCGCCGCCUGCCUCCUUUGCCCCGUCUGGAAACCCCCCUCUCGCAGCCUUGCCCACAAAGAUGUCUCUGGCCAUGGACGAGGAAGAGUUCACCAAGCUGGUGAUGGAAUCGGAGCCCGAGUGGCUGCGCACCGAGAUCAAGCGGCUCUUCCAGGAGCUGGGCGAGACCACCCGGGAGAAGAUCCAGGCUGCCGAGUACGGGCUGGCAGUGCUGGAGGAGAAACAGCAGCUCAAGCAGCAGUACGAGGAGCUGGAGCUGGAGUACGAGACCAUCCGCACCGAGAUGGAGCAGCUGAAGGAGGCUUUUGGGCAAGCUCAUACCAACCAUAAGAAGGUUGCAGCAGAUGGAGAGAGCAGGGAAGAGACCUUGAUUCAGGAAUCUGCCACAAAGGAAGAGUACUACAUGAAAAAAGUCAUGGAGCUGCAGACAGAACUGAAACAGCUGCGGAAUGUUCUUGCCAACACCCAGUCUGAAAAUGAACGCUUGAAUUCUGUUGCCCAGGAACUGAAAGAGAUAAAUGAGAAUGUGGAGGUACAGAGGGGCCGCUUGCGAGAUGACAUCAAAGAGUACAAAUUCCGAGAAGCACGCUUGCUGCAAGAUUAUACAGAACUUGAGGAGGAGAACAUCUGUCUGCAGAAACAAGUGUCUGUUCUGAAACAGAAUCAGGUGGAGUUUGAAGGGUUGAAGCAUGAAAUCAAGAGGCUUGAAGAGGUAACUGAAUUCCUUAACAGCCAGCUAGAAGAUGCCAUACGGCUGAAAGAGAUAUCUGAACGCCAGCUUGAGGAGGCCUUGGAAACCCUAAAGACUGAACGUGAACAGAAGAACAACCUUCGCAAGGAGCUAUCCCAUUAUAUGAAUAUCAAUGAUUCCAUGUACACCAGCCACUUGAAUAUCUCCUUGGAUGGACUGAAGUUCAGCGAUGAAGCCACAGAGCCCAAUAAUGAUGAAAUCGUGAACGGCUUUGAACAAAACUGCCUGAGUAAAAUGAACAAUGGCAAUAACAAAGCAUCUGUGCCGAAGAAAAAUGAAAGCUUCCCUCCAGGCCCUAGCCUUGUGUCUGACCUCUUGAGUGAACUGAAUAUAUCUGAAAUCCAGAAGCUGAAACAGCAGCUUAUGCAGAUGGAAAGAGAAAAGAUGAGUUUGUUGUCCACACUUCAGGAGUCUCAGAAACAGCUGGAGAAUACCCGGGGAGCCCUUUCAGAGCAACAUGAAAAAGUUGGCAGGCUCACAGAGAACCUGAAUGCCAUGAAGAAACUCCAGGUCAGCAAGGAACGUCAGUCAGCUCUAGACAAUGAAAAGGAACGUGACAGCCAUGAAGAUGGAGAUUAUUAUGAGGUUGACAUUAAUGGCCCAGAGAUUCUAGAAUGCAAGUAUAAAGUCGCUGUGGCAGAAAUUAAUGACUUGAAAGAAGAGCUUAAAGGCCUUAAGGCCAAAUAUGAGGAGUGUGAAUCAAAUUAUGAAGAGGAGAAGAGCAGAUCUGAGACAGAAGCUCAAGCUCUGACAGAAAAGAUUACCUCACUGGAAAAAUCUAGUAGGCAAGAUAGGGAGCAGGUAGUCAGACUGGAGAAGGAACUCAAGAAAGUCAGUGAUGUUGCUGGGGAAACUCAAGGCAGUCUCAGUGUUGCCCAAGAUGAACUGGUCACUUUCAGUGAAGAGCUAGCUAACCUGUACCAUCACGUUUGUAUGUGUAACAAUGAAACUCCAAACCGGGUGAUGCUGGAUUACUACAAAGAAGGUAAAGGAGGACGCACCAGUCCAGAGGGCAAAGGCCGCAAGUCACCAAUCCUGCUUUCCAAAGGCUUGUUGUCCAUAGACUUAGGAAAAUCAGAGAAUGGGAGUGGUGAUAGCAGUCCAUCACCAGUGUCUUCUCUCCCAUCACCUGUAUCAGAUCCUAGGAAGGAACCAAUGAACAUUUACAAUCUGAUUGCCAUAAUUCGUGACCAGAUAAAGCAUCUGCAGGCUGCUGUAGACAGAACAACAGAGUUGUCCAGGCAACGAGUGACUACGCAAGAACUUGGGCCAGUAGUGGACAAGGACAAAGAAGCUCUUAUGGAGGAAAUCCUGAAGCUGAAGUCUCUGCUGAGCACCAAACGAGAGCAAAUAGCAACUCUGAGGACUGUGCUAAAGGCCAACAAGCAGACAGCAGAAGUUGCCCUUGCCAACUUAAAAAGCAAAUAUGAAAAUGAAAAAGCCAUGGUUACGGAGACCAUGAUGAAGCUUCGUAAUGAACUGAAGGCUUUAAAAGAAGAUGCUGCUACCUUCUCUUCUCUGAGGGCCAUGUUUGCUACCAGGUGUGAUGAAUACGUCACCCAGCUGGAUGAAAUGCAGCGCCAGCUCGCUGCAGCGGAAGAUGAGAAGAAGACCCUGAACUCCUUGCUCCGAAUGGCCAUUCAGCAAAAGCUGGCUUUGACCCAGCGCCUUGAGCAUCUGGAGCUGGAUCACGAGCAGUCCAAAAGGGUGCGCACAAAAUCCGCUUCCAAAGCCAAGAGUAGUAACCCCAGCGUAAGUCAUAUACGAUCCUGCGGAGACAGAUCUGAAGGGUCUGUGCUCAAUAACCAGGUCUUUUGCAGUGAGAAAUAUAAGAUCUGUUGUGACUAAGAAGGCAAAUAGAAGGUCAUAAAUAUGUAUCUGAUGUUUGUGCUGUUCGGUGUCAGCAUAAAUCCCCACUAUUUUAAUGUUGCAGUGAUGAGUGGAUUUGUACUAGUAUGUUGUUAAACCAUGUAAUACAAGUUGUAUUAUAGUGGUCUUAACUGUAACUGAUUCACAAGCAUGGGGUGGGGGGUAAUGCUGUUAACAAGUUAAGCAGUGGAGAAGUUCUUGGCUGCUUCUGCAAGGAGCAAGUAUGGUUUUACUGUCUAGGGUAAGUGUUAAAAGUGCACACCAGGUAUAUGGCAUCUGGUGUUCUUAAAUGUAGCUUGUAUAGCACAAAUGUGAUCCUUUCCCCUGCGUUGGAAGCAUACUUCAUGAUGGAGAUAAUUUCUCUGGCGAAAGCAUCUCCUUGCCUAAUAUGUUUGAGAAGUGGUGAAAUGAGUCAUUUGCAAUUAGAUACAUAACCUGGGUAUGGAGAGACCUUUAAAGCAAAACGCAAAUUAAGCUUGUUGUGGUGGCAAGCUUCACAUUAUCACCUCUUAUCAAAGUCCAAAUACUUUCAUAUAAGCUGCAAAAGCCAGAAGAACUCAAGGAGGGAGGCUGGAUGUUGAGAUCCUCUGAAAUGUUUUUCUGCUUGGCUUCAGGGGAUUAACCUAUAGAAAAUUGCACACACAUGCACACACAAGAUAUACAAUAUUACUCAUUUUGGAGUGAAACUUAAUGUUAAAAACAAGAUUAGGAUCACCCAGAAAAGUUAUGCUGCGGGACAGUAACAUCUACUGCAAAGAUUUCUCUGGUAUCAUGUUGUUGGCCAGCAUAAUGCUCUGGGAAGAAGAUAUUACAUACCAGGCACUAUUCAGCCAAAAUUAAGCUUCAGGUCUCCAGUUGCAAUCAAUGGAGUUGUGCUCAUUGUUAUGCUGUCUACACAGUAUAUAUGCUUUUAAAAUUGUUAAUAGGAAUAUGUUUUAGUAUUGUCAAGUUGCAAUGCAGUUCUUCUUACCUGACAGUAUUAAGGCUCAGUAGGCUAACAUUACAGAGCUCUGACUUUUGUUUACGCAAAACAAUAAAACAGAAAAUACUGCAUUUCUUAUGCAAGCACAUAUUUGACAGGGCUCUACAUUCUAGGCACAGGAAAUUAAAUGACCACUUUAUUAUUGCUAAUACAGAAUUAUGAAGUUGGUUAGGUAUAUGUGUUUUUAAAAAAUACUUUGUCCACUAUUGAACGUUUAAGGGGCCUCUUUAGCCACUUAAUUUCAGUAAGUUAUUAACAAUAAUAAUAAAAGUGUACUUCAUAAUUGGUGCCUAUAAUGAUACAAGACUGGAGGUAAUGAUAAUAAUACAAUGAUAAUGAUACAAGACUGGGGAUAAAACGAUGUGGUAAAUUUAAAGAGCACAAUAAGGCGCAUUGUUUUUUUUAAAAGAACAAAAGAAAAAGAUUCAAAAGUGCCUAGUCCCAACUUUUAUUUUAAUGUAAAGCCCUGUCCAUUUUGUACUCCUUUCAAAUUACUUUGUAUGCUUAGAAUAUUACUAGAGAGUGAUGCAAGACUGCACAGCUGUACCUUCUGCUGAUGGUAGUACAGUUCCGCCCCUCCCCCUCCCGCCAAGCCAUGCUAAGAAUAAUCUUGGUGUUGUACUGCCUCAUCUCAUAUUACCGUUUCUUUUGUAGAUGAUCAGCAGCUUGCUUCCUCUGCAUUGCCGCUCUGCCUAUAAAGUAGUUAGGAGCUAUAGCAAUGUUACUGUAAGGUAAUAAGGGGAGUGCUGCCUGCUUUCCCAGCAGAGGAAACUACGUGGUGCUUGGACUUCUUGAGAAAUUAGAACCCCCCCCCCCAAAAAAAGUCUGCAAAAAGAAACCCGAGAAUCUCGCAUCUAUUUCAGAUAUAAAAAGUUAUAACUGCUGAUAUGUCCAGGUCUAAUACGUUACUGAAGAAUCAACUAACAUGAGAGAGUUGGUUUCUUUAAAAAAAUUUAGAUUGUUUAAUGUCAGAAUGGCAGGCUCCAUAUGCCUCACUUAUUACUGCCUUUGCAGGAAACACUGUAUUCUCUGGAAUUUGAGCUUUAAUAUUGCUAGGUAGCAGGUUUUGAUGUUUUUAGAAACAGAACACCUUUUAACAAUGUUCAAUCCUGCUUUGUUCCUCUUUGCUGCACAAUAACCCCAAAGGCCUUUUAACUGCCCUCCCCCAUCAUUCUUGCUUUGUAUGUGAAUUUUUAAAAGAUGCCUGUGGGAGGGAAAAUAACUAGGCAUUUAGAAUGCUACCCUGUUUUGCUCCAUUUGAAGCAACCAUCUCUUAUGCUUCCAGAUUAAUGGGGAGCUGUUAGUACAAUGCGAACUGUAUCCUUUGUUCCUGGUUGUGCUUGUAGUAUAGAGUACUCACAGGAAAAAGGAGGUUUUAAGAAAUGGAUUGCAUUGGCAAGUUUUCAAGUUAAUUGAAAAAAAAACCGAGAAGUAUCAGUGUUGUUUGAAGUUAUCAUUGUCUUAUCAAUGUCAAUUCAUUACAACGGUUUGAGAGCUCAGCACAGGUUGGAUAGUGGUUUUGUUGUCAUCUCUACCCUUCUUUUUAACAAACAGAGGUGUAGUCCGCUGAGCUCUUGGAUCAUGUUAUGUCUGGAACUUUCACCAGUUGCCAUGCUUGGGUCAAUCCCAUCCUGGAGCAGCCCUCCUUCACUGUUAAACGUUUGUGAAUGCUGUAUGGGUCCAAUUGGUCUUAAUCCUUGGUAGAAAGAGAAAGAUUAAUUCUGUAAGGUGAUAUGCAGAUUCUGUUUCUAAACUUGAAUUCCAGAUGUUCAGAGUUUGUAUGAGGGAGUCAGUUUCCUAAAACUAACUUCAGUUGAUAUAUUUUAAAAGGGUCUGCUUUUGUUGAGUUGGGAUACAGCAUGGAAAAUUACUAAGCCAUCACCUACCUCUGCAAGUAGGACUUUUCUCAUAAAUUAUUUACUGCCCUCUGCAUUGUCUGGCAUGAUACACUGACCUGCAUGUUUCUGGAGAACCUACAGCUUCAUUGAUAACUUCUCUUGCUUACUCAGUGCUGUCUACUUUUUGCUUGAGCAGCAUAGCUUGAUUCAGGACUUGUAAGGAACUUUCUUCCUGCAGAGCUUUUGCUAACUGGCAAGUGCAUCAAAGCAUUGUUUCAGAUGCUUGGAAAGCACACUCAAGCUAAGUUGGUUGCUUGACCUUUGAAGACUAACAGCCCCUCAGCUGACUAAUGUGCUAUGGACAUCUUGCAGCACACCAUUGUAUUUUUAAAGUUUCUAGUUCUUAAACUGAAGCAUAAUAACCAAGCUUUUUGAAAAAUUUCUAAUGUUAUUAUUUUUUUU
Eublepharis macularius is the source of this 6086-nucleotide messenger RNA. RefSeq names its product BICD cargo adaptor 2 (gene BICD2). Lineage: Eukaryota; Metazoa; Chordata; Lepidosauria; Squamata; Eublepharidae. The coding region runs from base 246 to 2783 and encodes 845 amino acids. The record is from RefSeq and is a predicted model, not a curated record. The transcript is spliced from 7 exons. Gene Ontology annotation, cellular component: Golgi apparatus; cytosol. Gene Ontology annotation, biological process: protein localization to organelle; microtubule anchoring at microtubule organizing center; regulation of microtubule cytoskeleton organization. Gene Ontology annotation, molecular function: dynein complex binding; dynactin binding; cytoskeletal adaptor activity.